Molecule: messenger RNA, 5293 nt
Organism: Labrus mixtus (cuckoo wrasse)
Lineage: Eukaryota; Metazoa; Chordata; Actinopteri; Labriformes; Labridae
Gene: rasa1a
Product: RAS p21 protein activator (GTPase activating protein) 1a
Exons: 26
Coding region: 592-3849 (1085 amino acids)
Biological process (GO): regulation of GTPase activity
Molecular function (GO): protein binding
Source: RefSeq, a predicted model, not a curated record
AAUAAAGGCGAACUUAGCGUAACAAUAAUUCACUGUGGUCCACGAUAGUUCGCAACAUACGUUUCUGGGAACUUGGUUGACAGGAACCGGGACGUUUUGUGGGAUGUAUUUUUGACGUGCUGGAGAAACUCUCAAGAAAAGAAAACAACAACAACACUGGAAAAAAAAAAGACGGGGGUUUACACACAACAGUGACAAUAAAACAACACUCCCCGACAAGUGGUCCGCCUUGGUGCCGUGGGUAAAGUCCGAGCUGAUAAAACAGGAAAUAUUGGUGAUUUAACAUUAUUUUUUGUUAACGUUACUGUAGUUAGUUUACACGAGAGUAUUUGUUGUGAACUUUUAACUCAGGAAACGAUGAAGACAUAGCGAGGAAGAACUCAUCAAGUGUCUCGGAGCUGCUUAGCGUUAGCUGGGCUAGUAAGCUAAGUUAGCUUGGCGGCUAACGUUAGCUGGCUUAGCUGAACGCGUUUUUGAGAAACUUUUGUUGUUGUCUCUCCAGAAGCCCAAAACACUGACGGAGUGUUGUAAGAACAGAGGGGAAGGGCAGGUUCCCUUCUGGACUUUUUCCCCUCUACGUAUUUGGUUAAUAUGAUGGCUGCGGAGGUCAGCAGUGAGGAUACGGGCUCGGUCACCACAGGGACAGGGGUGGCAGGCGGAGGAGGCCCGGAGACGGCCCCUUUCCCCUACUAUCCCAAACCGAGCAGAGUGCGUGUGACUGACUUGGGACAAGGACCAGCACCGGCCCUCCGUCAGAAUUCAAACACCUCUCCGGACUCACUUCCUGACAUGAGUAUGGUCUAUCCCGUGUCUGGUGGGGAUGUGACCGGGCCAGUGCUGUCCGCUACAGGGAGUGGCGGAGCAGGAGGUGGACACUCAGCUUUCCAAGGAACAACCUCAGGGACCGUGGGCAGCGUUUGCAGCUCUCCCACUUCGGAGGGUCCAGUAAGUCGGAUUUCACCCACAUCAACAGGCCCGGAUGGACCCACUGCCUUCCCCCCACUGCCUCCACCACCUCCUCCCCCACCAGGCUGUGGGGGGCUCAGUGGCACUGUGGAUGAGAGCGACCUGCAGGAUGGACCGGAAUACGAAGAAGAAGAGGUGGUAUUCCCCCUCUCUGCACCUCCUACGAACCAGUGGUACCAUGGCAAGCUAGACCGAACCAUUGCUGAGGAGCGGCUCCGCCAGGCCCGGACCCCUGGCAGCUACCUCAUCAGGGAGAGUGACCGCCGGCCCGGUUCCUUCGUCCUAUCUUUCCUCAGUUUGACCAACGUGGUCAACCAUUUCAGGAUAAUCGCCAUGUGCGGGGACUAUUACAUCGGUGGCAGACGGUUUUCUUCUCUAUCAGAUCUGAUUGGUUACUACAGCUACGUGUCAUGUCUGCUAAAAGGAGAGAAACUACUAUCACCAGUGGCGCCCCCAGAGCCUGUAGAAGACAGGAGGAGAGUCAGGGCCAUACUUCCAUACACCAAAGUGCCAGAUACUGAUGAGAUCAGCUUCCUGAAAGGGGACAUGUUUAUUGUUCACAAUGAACUGGAUGAUGGCUGGAUGUGGGUGACUAACGUUCGCACAGAGGAACAGGGCCUCAUUGUAGAGGAUCUGGUCGAGGAGGUGGGACGGGAGGAGGAUCCACACGAGGGAAAAGUCUGGUAUCACGGAAAGAUCACCAAACAAGAGGCCUAUAACCUGCUGAUGACAGGUACUGCUGAGCCUGCACCAAAACCUUCCUCUCCCACUCCCCCCUCUCGCCUCACAGUCGGCCAGGUGUGCAGUUUUCUAGUGCGACCAUCAGACAACACACCUGGGGACUACUCCCUCUUUUUUCGUACCAAUGAAAGCAUCCAAAGGUUUAAGAUCUCCCCUACACCCAACAAUCAGUACAUGAUGGGGGGGAGGUACUACAAUAGCGUUGAUGACAUCAUCGACCAUUACAAGAAAGAACAGAUUGUCGAGGGCUACAACUUGAAAGAUCCAGUUUCAGUGCAGCACCAGGAGCAAGUUCUUGCUGACACAGUGGAUGGGAGAGAAAUUUAUAACACUAUCAGACGGAAAACAAAAGACGCUUUCUACAAAAACAUUGUCAAGAAAGGCUACCUCAUGUUCAACAAAGGCAAAGGCAAAAGAUGGAAGAACCUUUAUUUCAUCCUGGAGGGAAACGACGCUCAGCUCAUCUACUUUGAGAGCGAGAAGAGAGCCACCAAACCCAAAGGGCUGAUAGACCUAAGCGUGUGCUCUGUGUACGGUGUGCAUGACAGUCUGUUUGGCAGGCCAAACUGUUUCCAGAUUGUUGUCCAGCAUUUUAGUGAGGAACAGUACAUAUUUUACUUUGCCGGGGAGGCUCCAGAGCAGGCACAGGAUUGGAUGAAAUGCCUUCAAACCUUCUGCAGUAACUUAAGAAAAACCACUCAGCCAACCACCAACAAGAGACUCAGACAGGUGAGCAGCCUUGUGCUGUAUGUGGAGGAAGCCCACAAGCUGCCAGUGAAAUAUUUCAACAGCCCCUACUGUAACAUCUACCUGAAUAGCGUCCAGGUAGCUAAGACGCACCCAAGGGAGGGGCAGAACCCUGUUUUCACUGAGGAGUUCAUCUUUGAUGACCUGUCGAGUGAAAUCAACAGAUUUGAAAUCAGCCUGAGCAACAAAACAAAAAAGAGCAAAGAAAGUGACAUCUUGUUCAUGCGCUGCCAGUUAAACCGUCUGGUGAAGGGCCAGAUGAUUGAUGAGUGGUUCCCUCUCAGCUCACACGUGCCUCUGAAGGGCAUCGAGCCAGGCUCCUUAAGGGUACGCGCCAGGUACUCCAUGGAGAAGAUCAUGCCCGAAGAGGAGUACAGCGAAUUCAAAGAGAUGAUUUUGCAGAAAGAGUUCCAUGUCAUCUAUGCUCUGGCCCACGUGUGCGGUCAGGACCGCACCUUGUUGGCAAGCCUCCUCCUGCGGAUCUUCAGACACGAGAAGGCUGAGGCUCCUCUACUCAGGACUCUCAACGACAGAGAGAUUAACAUGGAGGAUGAGGCCACAACGUUGUUCAGAGCGACCACGCUGGCCAGCACACUGAUGGAGCAGUACAUGAAAGCCACAGCCACACCUUUUGUUCACCAUGCUCUCAAAGAAUCCAUCCUGAAGAUCAUGGAGAGCAAACAGUCCUGUGAGCUGAAUCCUUCUAAACUGGAAAAGAAUGAGGAUGUGAACUUGAACCUGGCUCAUCUCCUCAACAUCCUGUCUGAGCUGGUGGAGAAGAUCUUCAUGGCUGCUGAGAUCCUGCCCCCGACAUUGAGGUUCAUCUACGGCUGUCUGCAAAAGUCUGUGCAGCAGAAAUGGCCCACCAACACCACCAUGCGCACGAGGGUUGUAAGCGGCUUUGUCUUUCUAAGACUGAUCUGUCCAGCAAUCCUCAACCCAAGAAUGUUCAACAUCAUAGCUGACCCUCCAUCCUCAGCAGCAGGCAGGACCCUCACACUGGUGGCUAAGUCUGUCCAGAACCUGGCCAACCUGGUUGAAUUUGGUGCAAAGGAACCCUACAUGGAGGGUGUGAACCCUUUCAUCAAAAACAACAAACACAGGAUGAUCAUGUUUCUGGAUGAAUUAGGGAAUGUCCCUGACCUCCCUGAAGCCACAGAGCACUUUAGGACAGAUCUGUCCCGCGACCUGGCUGCGCUGCACGAGCUCUGCGGCACACACUCAGACGAGCUCCGGACGCUGAGCAACGAGAGGGGAGCACAGCAGCAUGUGUUGAAAAAGCUGCUGGCCAUCACAGAGCUCCUCCAGCAGAAGCAGGCUCAGUACGCCAUGUCCAACAGCAACAGGACAGAGUGCACCAUCAUGUCUCUGGCUGCUGCCAUCCAAGUUAUGUGAGUUUUACAGGUUUCCAGCUGCGAAUCGAAAUGCGUGGUAAGUUUGACCACACAGCCAGCCAGCCAAAGUGAGUCCUCGACAGAUGAGGCCGAUGACAAAAGUCAGUUUGUAUUUAUAAGCAUGUGGCCUAGAUUUAAGGCAGUUGAAGCGCAAUAUGGCUGAUCUCCAUGGGAAACCACUUGCUGCAUAUUUGAGUACUGACCUUCCAAAGUCCUUCCCAAAAAAACGCUUCAGACACUGACAGUGAUUUCGAGUUUGACAAGCAGCCUCGUCACACGAGACCUGAACCGAUGAUUCUAUGAAGAUGGACCUGAGAUACCGUCGACUGAAGACGUAUCUAACCUUCUUUGUCUUUCCUGGUAUGCCUUCCUUCCCCUCAGAACUUUGACUCGUUGUGGUUGACAAAGAACCAGACCUCCACGAUCAGCCUUUUCUUGACUUGGACUUAAGACCAGGAUUACAGGGAAGGCAAUCCAAAGCAUUGAAGUAGCCGUCAUCAGGGAAUUUUAAACAUAGCACCUCUCUCCGAGAUGACACAAGCCUUAACGCCCUUUUUACACACCUGCCGCUUGCCUGGGCCACCUGAUAUUAUGACAAGCUCUUCCUUCAUCUUUGACUUCCACUCGUCUUUCUGUAUGAAUUCCACGCAGCACUGAAACCACUUGUUACCUUUUCUAUAUGCUGCUUUGUUUGUUGAUAUGCUAAACUUAGGCUUGUAUAGAAGUAAAAAGGUGUUUGUGUAUGAAAUAGCUGAGGUGAAAGAUAGAGUUUGUAGGAGAUUUCUGUAUCCCGUCCUGUGCAUGUGUUAACCCUGAAUGGAUCCUGCUAUUGUGUGUGGGCCUACAUAUAUGCUGCUCUAACAACCACCACCUGGACUUCCUUUAAGCGUCAGGGUGUGAACAAAUAAGCUUUUCAUGCAUUUGCAGUCUCUCUUGCUCCCCCCCCCCCCCCCCGAUCACAGAGUGCCGUUUCAGCACACCUCUGCACCGACUGUUUCCAUGUAGAUUCAUCCUGAGAAGUCAUGCCACGCACAGAUUUAGUCACAGACGUAAAAAGGUUGGCUCUCGUGUGCCUCCUGAUGACUCGAGUCAGAAUCUGUGCCUGUCAUCGCUCGAGAGUUUACCAAACUGUUUACUGUAGAUGCACUUAAGAUACUAAAGGACCUCACCGACCUCACCAAGUGUUAACAGACAACCGGCGACAGACAAAUGAGCCUGGACGUCUCCUCAUCAGCAAUACCAAUAUAUCAGCUCUGCUACACGGUAUGGGUGAUGUAGGUAGGAAUGUGGCGUGCUGUUGUACUUCCUUUCUUGUAUUUCAUACAGCUGAUGAUGUGUUCCUUUUUAUUUUUCUACCUGAUUCUGAACCUUGAACCUUUUGCAUCUUAGAUACGAGAACCUGGCUAAAAUAAAACUGUUACUACGUAUGAAAACAAAGGGAUGGA